Morus notabilis is the source of this 361-nucleotide messenger RNA. RefSeq lists its product as uncharacterized. NCBI's taxonomy places the organism in Eukaryota, Viridiplantae, Streptophyta, Magnoliopsida, Rosales, Moraceae. The annotation marks the transcript as partial. The record is from RefSeq and is a predicted model, not a curated record. The transcript has 3 exons.
AUGCUAGUGUCACAGCUCCAUGACCAUCCCUCAGAGCCUGCACAAGCUGCUGCUACAACGCCUGCACAGACUGAGAAAAGGGCAGGGUCUCAAGCACAAGUCAGGUCUGGAGCAAAUAUUUCACAGCAUCCAUCUGAUCACACCAAAAUUUGGUCCGAUCUUUCGGGAAGUGCCAACAGAAAUGGAAAUGGCACUGAACGUAGACAGUUCCAAGAAGAAAGAAAUUUAGAUGCUAGUGGACAGAGAGAAAUUACAAGGCUUAGUGCAAUGCAUAUCUCAAAAGCUGCACCAGAUAGAGAAAAUGAACCCAUCAUUUCUGAUACCUUCCACAUGGAAAAAGGCCUUGCAGAAGAACCUCAAG